UAAGAAAUCCGAGAGUUUGGAUCUUAAAAUUAGUUAAAACUGAGCUUAGGACUGAGGAGAUAAUAGGAGAUUAGAAUCUGUUUUCUCUCUGUUCGACAAUGGGAGAGAAGCCGAGGAAGCUGCUUGUGUUGUAUGCUUCUCAGACCGGAAACGCUCUUGAUGCAGCGGAGCGUAUUGGCCGUGAAGCAGAACGCCGAGGAUGUUCAGCAUCUAUCGUCUCCACCGACGAAUUUGACGCGAGUUCCUUACUUCAUGAGGAGGCUGUUGUUUUUGUUGUCUCCACUACAGGGCAAGGAGACUCUCCUGAUUCUUUUAAGGCAUUUUGGAGGUUUCUUCUUCAAAGAAAUCUGGGAAACUAUUGGUUGCAACGAGUUCGCUAUGCGGUGUUUGGACUAGGUGAUUCUGGUUACCAGAAAUACAACUUUGUAGCAAAGAAGCUAGACAAAAGAUUAUCAGAUCUUGGUGCCACAACCAUCAUUGAAAAAGGUUUAGGAGAUGAUCAACAUCCAUCAGGGUAUGAAGGAACACUUGAUCCGUGGAUGAUGUCUUUGUGGAGUACAUUAUAUCAGAUCAAUCAAAAAUACUUUCCUAAAGGUCCAGAUGUGAAGAUUUCAAAAGAUGAAGUAAUUGAUCAGCCUAAAUAUAGGAUUUUAUAUCAUAAGCGGGAGAAUUUGGAUCCGAAAUUAUUGGCAGAGUCAGACAUCAUACAAAGAGCCUGUGGAAUGUCUCCUGGAAAAUUAUUCAAGGACAAAACUAAACCAGACUGCUUUCUCAAGAUGACCAGAAAUGAAGUCUUGACUAAAGCUGGAAGCACAAAGGAUAUCCGCCACUUUGAGUUCCAACUUGUUUCCUCUACUAUCGAAUAUGAAGUAGGCGAUGUUGUUGAGCUUCUUCCAAGCCAAAAUCCUUCAACGAUAGAUGCGUUUAUAGAACGCUGCGAUUUAGACCCAGAAUCAUUCAUCACAGUUGGUCCGAGAGAGACAGAGAAUAGUGGUGUCAAUGAAGAAAUGAUUACACGGCUCCCUAUCAAACUUAAGACUUUUAUUGAAUUAACAAUGGAUGUUACAUCCGCUUCACCCCGACGAUACUUCUUUGAGGUUAUGAGCUUCUAUGCAACAGCUGAACAUGAGAAGGAGAGACUUCAAUACUUUGCCUCACCCGAGGGGAGGGAUGAUCUCUACAAUUACAAUCAGAAGGAAAGAAGAAGCAUUCUUGAGGUGCUAGAGGAUUUUCCUUCCGUACAAAUCCCUUUUGAGUGGCUAGUACAGUUAGUCCCACCACUAAAACCAAGAGCUUUUUCAAUAUCUUCGUCUCCUUUGGCCCACCCCGCUCGAGUACAUUUGACCGUAAGCAUAGUAUCAUGGAUCACGCCUUAUAAGAGAACUAGAAAAGGUCUAUGCUCCUCUUGGCUUGCAAGCCUCAUACCUGAACAAGAGGUAAAUAUACCGGUUUGGUUUCACAAAGGCUCCCUUCCUGCUCCAUCACAAUCGCUUCCGCUCAUCUUAGUGGGACCUGGAACCGGAUGUGCGCCUUUCCGCGGGUUCAUAGCUGAGAGAUCCGUACGAGCUCAGUCUAGCUUGGUCGCGCCAGUCAUGUUCUUCUUCGGUUGCAGAAACAAAGACACAGAUUUUCUAUACCGUGAUUUCUGGGAGUCUCACACAAGAGAAGGAGGAAUGCUCUCUGAAGAAAAGGGUGGCGGCUUUUACACAGCAUUCUCUAGAGACCAACCGAAGAAGGUUUACGUGCAACACAAGAUCCGCGAGAUGAGCAAGAAAGUUUGGGAUUUGCUAUGUGAUGGAGCUGCCGUUUAUGUGGCUGGCUCGUCGACGAAAAUGCCAUCUGAUGUAAUGUUGGCUUUAGAGGAGAUUGUGUCAGAAGAGACGGGAGGAUCAAAGGAGAUCAAGAUCAAGUACAUGGCUGUUGGAAACGAGCCUUUCCUUCAGACAUAUAAUGGAACUUACGCUGAGUUCACUUUACCAGCUCUCAUCAACAUCCAACGAGCAUUAGAGGAAGCUGAUCUGAAAAGUGUGAAAGUCACUGUUCCUUUCAAUGCAGACAUCUAUUUUUCGCCUGAAGCGAACCCGGUUCCAUCAGCUGGAGGCUUUAGGCCUGAGCUUAGGGAUGCAACGAUUGAGAUAAUCAAUUUCUUGUAUUCACAUGAUUCGCCUUUCACGGUCAACAUUUACCCUUUUCUCAGUCUCUAUGGAAAUGCUUACUUCCCUUUGGAUUUUGCAUUCUUUGAUGGGACUAACAAGCCUCUAAGCGAUGGAGAUUUGGUAUAUACCAAUGUGUUUGCUGCAAAUCUCGACACUUUGAUUUGUGCUAUGGAAAGAUAUAGCUUCUUGGGGAUGAAGAUCAUCGUAGGAGAGAUCGGAUGGCCUACCUUAUCUGAUUGCACAGUACUCGGGUAUGGAUCCUCCUGUAACCAUCUUACUGCCAUAGGCAAUGCUUCAUAUGCCUUUAAUAAUAUGUAUUAUCAGAAAACCUGGGACUGCGAUUCCUUGGGGUUGGGUUUGAUCAUAGAGGAAGAUCCAUCUGAUGAACUUUGUGAGUUCCCUGUGAUGAUUGAUACAGGAAAUUCACCGAGGUUGCAGCCUCGAUCUUUCAGAGUGUUGACCAGAGUCGCAGCCGCGGUUUUAGUUAUGUUGGUCCUUCCCAUCUUGUAGUAAGUACAUGUUGGUUCUGUCAUUGUAAAUCUCUCAAAUUCUACUUCCUGUAAAAGAAUCUUCAAACUAAAGAUUGUAUCUUUAGAUGAGCAUGGCUAUGUAAAAUACACAACUUGAUUGAUU
This is a messenger RNA of Arabidopsis arenosa, 2789 nucleotides long. The record is from the annotation of a GenBank genome assembly. NCBI's taxonomy places the organism in Eukaryota, Viridiplantae, Streptophyta, Magnoliopsida, Brassicales, Brassicaceae.